GCACAGUAAGCAGUGAAAAUCCAAAAUGGGAAAGAUCAUCUUCUACGAGGACAGGAACUUCCAGGGCCGAUACUAUGAGUGUAGCAGCGACUGUGCUGACCUUCAAAGCUACUUCAGUCGUUGUAACUCCAUCCGGGUGGAGAGCGGCUGCUGGAUGGUCUAUGAGCGCCCCAACUACAUGGGCUAUCAGUACUUCCUGAAAAGAGGCGAGUAUCCUGACUACCAGCGCUGGAUGGGAUUCAAUGACUGUGUGCGCUCCUGCCGUGUUAUUCCCCAACACAGAGGAUCGUACAGAAUGAGAGUUUAUGAAAGGGAAAACUUUGGUGGUCAGAUGAUGGAGUUCAUGGAUGACUGCGAAUCUGUUCAGGAUCGCUUCCGUUAUCAAGACAUCCACUCCUGCAAUGUGAUGGAUGGCUACUGGAUCAUGUAUGAGCAGCCCCACUACAGAGGACGGCAGUAUUUCCUGAGGCCUGGCGAGUACAGGAGAUACACUGACUGGGGAGGCAUGAACCCUAGGAUUGGAUCCUUCAAGCAUAUCACAGAUUUCUGUUAA
Molecule: messenger RNA, 553 nt
Organism: Polypterus senegalus (gray bichir)
Lineage: Eukaryota; Metazoa; Chordata; Cladistia; Polypteriformes; Polypteridae
Product: gamma-crystallin M2-like
Exons: 3
Coding region: 26-553 (175 amino acids)
Biological process (GO): lens development in camera-type eye; visual perception
Molecular function (GO): structural constituent of eye lens
Source: RefSeq, a predicted model, not a curated record